Molecule: messenger RNA, 1395 nt
Organism: Malassezia globosa CBS 7966
Lineage: Eukaryota; Fungi; Basidiomycota; Malasseziomycetes; Malasseziales; Malasseziaceae
Exons: 2
Coding region: 1-1395 (464 amino acids)
Biological process (GO): chromosome segregation; CENP-A containing chromatin assembly
Cellular component (GO): chromosome, centromeric region; chromatin; nucleus
Source: RefSeq, a predicted model, not a curated record
AUGAAGCCCUCUUCUUCGGUGCUGACAACAGAGACCUCAUCUCCGACGUCACUCGAUCUAAAUACCCCACCGCUCAUGGUUUUUCAAUGUCAUCAGUGCCUAACCAUCGUGGGCGAUUCUGUUGCCUGGCUUCUAGCGCAGCGACAACUGGGCUUGAUUGUGCUACAAGAAGUGACCGACAAAGUGUUGACACUUGAAUUUCUCACCACGUCCGAAGACCAGGACUGGGAGCGCUGCAAGUUCGCACCUUUAGCGUGCGCAAAAUGUGAUCAAAUCCUUGGUCGCUUUUACAAAGACACACCACCUGAAUGGACUAUCAUGCGCGGCGCCUUUAGCUUGUACCAUUCUGCGCUUGUUGUAUACCAGUUAGGAACACCUCGCGGCACCCCACACCGUACAGGGGAUGGCCGUGUGGAUUCUGAUGCUGGUAGCCAGCGUUUGCAAGCUGAUCCACGUUCGCUGCGUCCACCAGACUUGAUGUCAGCUGACCGUCGCUCGUCCCUCUCGCCGCCACGUUCUCAUGCUUCGUAUAUACCCUCAUCGUACACAGUGACACGCGGCCCUCGAUCUGCAUCGCCUUCCCUACCUCCUAUGACAGUCCCAGACAAAGGGUCACCGGCACCUUUGUCGUCCAUGAUGUCGUCCACGUCAUCACCUGCAACGACACCCUCUUCGUUCGCAAAGGUGUCGAGGCCAGCUCAAUCUUCGACAUCAAGUCCAUCUUUGAGCGCUGCCCUUGCACCAAGUGGAAGGACAACGAUGUUGCCAUCGUUGACGACCACGUCGUCAUCAUCACUAACGCCGAACUCGGGUCCUCCGCCAGCGUCUUUCUCGUCUGGGCCUAUGUCUUAUCCAUCCUCCACACCAUCGUCUGUCUCGGGUGAUAAGGCCGAGUCUUCACGCACGGACACAGAUCUUGAAAAGAUUCGCACGCUACUCAUGGGGAUGGGAGAACGACUUAUGCGUCUCGAGCAGUAUUUGCCGGUACCACCAUCUUCGACAUCGUAUCCUUCGUCAACCUCCUCAUCGUCCUCUUCAUCAACAGCUACGUCGGCUACAUCUACAGCGACUGCACCGCCUCCUUCUGUACCUUCGAUCAUCGAUGAUCGGUCUGUGCAGCGGCAUCCGCAUGCUGCUUGGGAUGAACUACGACAAAUAUCUCCAGUAUCGACGUAUCCGUGUGUCGAUGCCUCUGCUCGACGAAACAGCACAACGAUGUGUUAUCCCGAGGACACACUGCGCAGAUGGCCCCCAAGACGGGAUGGCUCACGCUCCUUAUCUGACACGGCUCGCCGCUCACUCGUGUUACGGCCAUCGCCUUCCUGGAAGAGCGGGGCGCCGCCGGACGACGUGAAUAGCCGCCCAUUUUCUCCUCCCGAUGAGCCACUCCUUUGA